AUGGAUCUCUCAUGGGUAUUAUAUGAGCCCAGGCACAGUCUUGUCAUCUGACCCAAGAAGACUGGUAGGCGGGCAACAGGACGCCUAAGAAAACAGCGGUCCGAAAUGGCGGGAUUUGCUUGUCUUCUCGUUUUCUGUGUCAGCGCCUCCAUCAUCGCGAACUGCUUUGCAAUGUUUACUUCGCCUCAUCCGCCUCACGAUGACCUGGUGCCAGUGGUGGCUUUUCAAGAGGAUGGGGUGCCUUCGCCCGACACUUGGGCGCUCUGGAAGGGCUCUUUCCCCGACCUGCACAACCUGACCUUCUGCAUGUGGAUCCAGACUUUCUACUGGAGGCUGUCCGGAACUCCCUUCAGCUAUGCAGUCAACGGCGCCAUCGACAACGGGAUAAUGCUAAGUAUACAGCAGAAUUUCAUAGCAGUUACUUACAACAAUGAGGAAGUUGUCAUGCACAUGAGGAAGAUUUCGCUGCUGCGGUGGACGCACCUCUGCUUCGCGGCGUCCGACGGUGGUUUCCAGCUCUACCUGGAGGGCGUGGCCGUCCCGAACCACUUGGUCGUCGCCAGAGGCAAGGGCUGGAAAGCUAAGCAGGGCCUGGAAGGCGAUGGGACGCUGGUUGUAGGGCAAGACCAGGACACUCCCGGGGGCGGUUUCAGUGCAUCGGACUCCUUUUCCGGCCUCAUCGCAGACCUUCGGGUGUUUGACAGGGUUCUGACGCAAAACGACAUCUCGGCAGCGGCCCAUUGUCAGAUGGCCAUCCCGAAUGCACUCAUUACCCUGCUAGAUAACGAUUGGGUGUAUAAUAAUGUAACAAGGAAUUCAGUCAGCAGGAAGGAAUUUUGCAGAAGCAACGAGGAACAGUUUUUCCUUGUUUUCCACCAGACUGUGAAUCUCGACACCCACAGGCAGUUGUGCAGCGCUAUAGGUGGUCACGUGCCGCAUGAAAAUUCAACACGGGAGAUUUUCAUGUCCUUGAUGGAAUAUGCUGUCUACUGGUACGCAAAUUUCAUUAAACUGCAUACCAGAAUCAUCAGUACAAACCUUACAUGUGAACAGCAAGACAUGUUUACCACGUUUGCUUUUUUGUGGAGGCCAGGAGAAGAGUCUUCCUACAGCAUUGACUGCAAAUCAACCUACAUGGGUGGCAAUUACUUUAUGUGUGACUUACGUAAGGAAACUAUUUAUAGACUUUACGGACUACCAGAAAACAUACAGGAUCAAGUGGAUAGUUAUUACUUCCUGUAUCGCAACCAUGGACAUCACUUGUUGCGAGGAAUUAGUAAAUCUUACAUCCAAUUCCGUGGCGAUCAGUGGUGCCUCUAUGCUCUCAUGAAGGAGGAGCCUUUCUACUGCUAUCUGUCAAAUUCAGACUAUCCCCCCAUAGGGCGCAGGGAAUGGAAUGCUUCGAAACUCUUGCUCACAAUAUGCGAUAGAAGCCAGUUUACAUGUGAUUCUGGCCACUGCGUCGAAAUUAACAAAAGGUGUAAUAUGCAUGCGGACUGCGAAGACAAGUCUGAUGAGAGUCAGUGCUCUUUAGUCAAGGUGAACCACCGUCAGUUCAAAAGCUUGGGCAGCAUGCCUUCAAGCCCAUUUUUGGUCGCUGGCAACAUCAGGGUUUCCAGCAUCCCAGAAAUAGAUAUCUCUCGUAGUGUCUUUACUACGCGUCUCUGGGUCAACCUGACAUGGCAAGACGACCGCCUCUAUUUGUACAACGUCAGGAAUUUAUCACUGAUUAAGAAGGAGAACUUCUGGGCAUGGCACCCUGAUGUGCAACUGAUACCUGUGAAGACGGGGGAGACGUCCAAGUCUACCAUUUUCACAGUCAGGAGGAAAUGUCCAGGUCAACCUACUUUGUGUUUGAUCACUGAAGAAAUCGAGUUCAGUCCGAACUGCUCCGAGAUCACGAUGCAGAGUUACUACCAAGUGGACUGGUAUUGCAACUUCGACCUGCGCAACUUCCCCUUCGAGACUGUGCUCUGCAACAUCACGCUCUUACUGAGGAACUACCAGCUCUGGGACGAAAACAACACGACGUUCAGUAUUCCUCAGACGAAGAACCUACAAUAUUGCGUGUCCCUCAGGGACGUGUUGGUGAGCGACUCGAAGCUGACCUUAACGCUGGCCUUCAGGCGGCAGUUCGACGGCUACCUCGUGACGACCUUCAUCCCCAUCGUGGUUGUAAGCUUCAUCGCCGCGCUGUCCUUCCUGUUCGACCCCGAGGACUUCACGAACCGCGUGAUGGUGACGCUGAGCUGCUUCAUCGUCGUGGCGUCGCUCUUCUCGCAGGUGUCGGCGUCGCUGCCGCCCACCUCCUACGUCAAGCUCAUCGACAUCGUGUUCCUGGGCGCCAUCUUCCUCCUGUCCUUCGUCUUCGCCUCCCACGUCGCCUUCGCCCUCCGUCGCCGCCGCGGGAGCAAGGGGGGGAAGCCCUUCGUUGUCCAGGUCGGCCCUCUCAGGAUGUAG
Molecule: messenger RNA, 2460 nt
Organism: Penaeus monodon (black tiger shrimp)
Lineage: Eukaryota; Metazoa; Arthropoda; Malacostraca; Decapoda; Penaeidae
Biological process (GO): monoatomic ion transport
Cellular component (GO): membrane
Molecular function (GO): protein binding; extracellular ligand-gated monoatomic ion channel activity
Source: RefSeq, a predicted model, not a curated record